Trichogramma pretiosum is the source of this 1283-nucleotide messenger RNA. Its product is annotated as odorant receptor 9a-like. The transcript is spliced from 9 exons. The record is from RefSeq and is a predicted model, not a curated record. Gene Ontology annotation, molecular function: olfactory receptor activity; odorant binding. Lineage: Eukaryota; Metazoa; Arthropoda; Insecta; Hymenoptera; Trichogrammatidae. Gene Ontology annotation, biological process: detection of chemical stimulus involved in sensory perception of smell; sensory perception of smell. Gene Ontology annotation, cellular component: plasma membrane. Bases 58 to 1251 code for a protein of 397 amino acids.
GAACCUUUCAUAAAAGAAAUACGAGUAUUUUCUAAAAAUCCAGAGAUAAAAACGAUAAUGUUAAAAGUACACCAAAAUAUAGAUGAUUCAAUUUUUGAUAGCUCUGCGUACCAUAUAAAUAAGAAGUACUUGAUAAUAGUUGGUGCCUGGCCUUACCUCACUCCAGGAAAAAGAAAACUCAUGUGGCUUGCCAUUAAUUUGGCCUUAUUUACCGUCUGGAUACCUCAGUUGAUUCACAUCAUUGUCAUAAUCGAUAGAAAGAAAGAAGUAAUCUACUGUUUGAUGACAUAUCUUUGUGCAUCUAUGGGUUUCAAUUCAUCGGUCAAUGGCCUCCUGAACAAUGGCGCGCUGAAAAAAUUGUUUGAUUCCUUGAAAGAGAAUUGGAAUGAUUUACAGAGCGACGAUGAGAGGACAAUUUUUGCGACGUAUGCUAAUUACGGCAAGAUGUUCACCGUCGGCCUAUCAAUCAGCUACUAUUUGGUUAUUCUGUCUUAUAUCGUAUCGGCAUUGAUGCCCUCGAUGCUGCAUUACUACUUCACGGGCAACUGGACUAUACCCGAGAGAAAUAUCUUUGAGGCCGAGUUAUUCGUGGAUCCCGUCGAGUACUACUGGCCUCUAUUUAUUCACGGGAUCAUAAUUGCCUUUGUGGCGAUUUGGAUACUUUUGGCUUACGACUGUUUUUUCAUCAUGAUAGUGCUCUAUUGCUGUGGAAUGUUCUCUGUCUUGCUGCACAAAAUCGAGCAAAUGGACACUGAACUUUAUAAUUAUUCCUAUGAUCAGCAGUUGGCUUUGGAAAAAAUUGAGGAAAUUGUGACGUACCAUCUUAAGUGUCUUGAAUUUGCACAAAAAGUCGAGGAUUUCUUUUGCAUCCAGUAUGUAAUACAGCUAUUGAUCAAUACAAUCGUGAUAAGUGUAUGCGGAUCGCAGGUCAUAAAUAUUGCAGAUGAGUCUCCACUAGACAUAUUCAGGUAUACUUAUGUGGCCGGUUCAGUCAUCUUUCGCCUGAGUUUAACCAAUGUUUGUGGACAAAGCGUACACGAUCGAAGCCUUCGGGUGUAUGAACAAUUAAUACACCGCAAUUGGUACGAGUAUCCAAUACAAAUAAGGAAACUAUUCAUAGUCCUUUACAAUAGAAGCGUCGAGCCUUGCAAUCUGACGGCUGGUAAAAUGGUUAACCUAAAUCUUGAAACUUUUUCCAAGCUAAUGAAAACAGCGUUAUCUUAUUGCAUGAUGAUUAUCCAAACUCAAUAAAAUUCUUUUUAUCUCAAAUAUCUAAAACUUAC